GACCUACGUACCUCCAUGGACGGCAAGUACAAGGAGAUCGCUGAGGAGCUGUUCUCUCGCAGCUUAGCAGAGUGUGAUAUGCUCAGCGCCCCUUAUGAGUUCCCUGAAGACAGUCCCAUAGAACAGCUGGAGGAGAGACGACAACGACUAGAGAGACAGAUCAGCCAGAAUGUCAAGUUUGAGCCAAAUAUCCUUCUGCGAGCCAAACAGGAGUUAAUGAAGACUGGCAGCGCUACUGACCUAGAAUACCUGAAGGAGCAGAGCCAGGCAUUCAUGGACCUGUACCCCAAGGAGAUGGAGCGGGAAGGAGAGAAGGAGUUCCAGCGGGUCGCCAUCUCUGGAGAGGAGAAAUGUGGGGUUCCCUUCACAGACCUGCUGGAUGCUGCUAAGUGUGUAGUGAAGGCCUUGUUCAUCAGGGAGAAGUACAUCGGCCUGUCCAUGCAGAGCUUCUGUCGGACCACAGCCAGCUACCUGGAGGAGCUCAGUGACAGACCUCUAGAUAUGGGGAUCUAUGAGGAGAUACCUGAGACCUCUGUUACUGCAGACCAGACGGUCCAUCCUCCCGUCUCCACCACUCACCCCUACGAGAACCAGGACCCUGCCUGUAUGCCUCCUGAUUUAGGCUACGGCUGCAAGAUGGUAAACGGUGUCGUCCAUAUCUACACUAAUAAGGACACAAUGGAGAACAGCACAGAGUUGGAGCUUCCUUAUCCAGACCUACAGGACUACAUCAAUGACAUGAACGUCAUGAUGGCUCUCAUCAUCAACGGACCUGUGAAGUCGUUCUGUUACCGUCGGUUACAGUACCUGAGUUCUAAGUUCCAGAUGCACAUAUUGCUGAAUGAGAUGAAGGAGCUGGCAGCUCAGAAGAAAGUCCCUCAUAGAGACUUCUACAACAUACGCAAGGUGGAUACCCAUAUCCACGCCGCGUCCUGUAUGAACCAGAAACACCUGCUGAGGUUCAUCAAGAGGGCCAUGAAGAAGUAUCCAGGGGAGAUAGUGCAUGUGGAGAGAGGCAAGGGACAGACGCUCAUGGAGGUGUUCCAAACCAUGAACCUCACAUCCUUCGACUUGAGUGUGGACACACUGGAUAUGCACGCUGACCGCAACACUUUCCAUCGCUUUGACAAGUUCAACGCCAAAUACAACCCCAUUGGGGAGUCCAUCCUGAGAGAGAUCUUCAUCAAGACAGACAACCACGUGCAGGGGAAAUACUUUGGACACAUCAUCAAGGAGGUGAUGGCUGACCUGGAGGAGAGUAAAUACCAGAACGUGGAGCUGCGUCUGUCCAUCUGCGGCCGCUGCAGAGACGAAUGGGACAAGCUGGCCCAGUGGGCCGUCAAACACCAAGUCUACUCUAACAACGUACGCUGGCUGGUGCAGGUCCCACGACUCUUUGAUGUGUACCACACCAAGAAGCAGCUGUGUAACUUCCAGGAGCUGCUGGAUAACAUCUUCAUGCCUCUGUUCGAGGUCACCAUCGACCCCGCCAGGCACCGUGAGCUGCACCUCUUCCUACAACACGUGGUGGGCCUCGACAGUGUGGACGAUGAGUCUAAACCAGAGCAACACUGCUUCAACAUGGAGAGUCCUCUGCCAGUCAACUGGACUGUGGAAGACAACCCUCCUUAUGCCUACUACCUGUACUAUAUGUACGCUAACAUGGCCGUGCUCAACCACCUGCGCAGGCAGAGAGGUUUCAACACCUUGGUGCUGCGUCCUCACUGUGGGGAGGCGGGGCCUAUCCAUCACCUGGUGUCAGGUUUCAUGCUGUCAGAGAACAUCUCCCAUGGACUGCUGCUCAGGAAGGCCCCUGUGCUGCAGUACCUGUACUACCUGGCUCAGAUCGGCAUCGCCAUGUCUCCUCUCAGCAACAACAGCCUGUUCCUCAGCUACCACCGUAACCCCCUGCCAGAAUAUCUGUCCAGAGGACUCAUGGUGUCACUGUCCACUGACGACCCUCUACAGUUCCACUUCACUAAGGAGCCCCUCAUGGAGGAGUACAGCAUCGCUGCUCAGGUGUGGAAGCUCAGCUCCUGUGACAUGUGUGAGCUGGCCAGGAACAGUGUUCUGAUGAGCGGCUUUUCCCAUAAGGUGAAGAGUUACUGGCUGGGCCCUCACUACAUCAAGGAGGGGCAGGAGGGCAACGACAUCCGACGCACCAACGUCCCCGACAUCCGUGUGGAGUACCGCUAUGAGACCAUGUGUGAAGAGCUUAACCUCAUCACCCAGGCCAUCCACACAGAGGAGCUGGAGGCCAUCCACACAGAGGAGCUGGAGGCCAUCCACACAGAAGAGCUGGAGGCCAUCUACACAGAGGAGCUGGAGGCCAUCUACACAGAGGAGCUGGAGGCCAUCCACACAGAGGAGCUGGAGGCCAUCCACACAGAGGAUUUGGCCAUCCACACAGAGGAGCUGGAGGCCAUCCACACAGAGGAGCUGGAGGCCAUCCACACAGAGGAGCUGGAGGCCAUCCACACAGAGGAGCUGGAGGCCAUCCACACAGAGGAGCUGGAGGCCGUCCACACAGAGGAGCUGGCCAUCCACACAGAGGAGCUGGAGGCCAUCUACACAGAGGAGCUGGAGGCCAUCCACACAGAGGAGCUGGCCAUCCACACAGAGGAGCUGGAGGCCAUCUACACAGAGGAGCUGGAGGCCAUCCACACAGAGGAGCUGGAGGCCAUCCACACAGAGGAGCUGGAGGCCAUCCACACAGAGGAGCUGGAGGCCAUCCACACAGAGGAGCUGGCCAUCCACACAUAG
Salvelinus namaycush (lake trout) is the source of this 2763-nucleotide messenger RNA. Its product is annotated as AMP deaminase 2-like. Gene Ontology annotation, cellular component: cytosol. Gene Ontology annotation, molecular function: AMP deaminase activity. The transcript has 17 exons. Lineage: Eukaryota; Metazoa; Chordata; Actinopteri; Salmoniformes; Salmonidae. Gene Ontology annotation, biological process: AMP metabolic process; IMP salvage. The coding region runs from base 16 to 2763 and encodes 915 amino acids. The record is from RefSeq and is a predicted model, not a curated record.